Molecule: messenger RNA, 387 nt
Organism: Mya arenaria
Lineage: Eukaryota; Metazoa; Mollusca; Bivalvia; Myida; Myidae
Product: DNA-directed RNA polymerase subunit beta'-like
Exons: 2
Coding region: 1-387 (128 amino acids)
Source: RefSeq, a predicted model, not a curated record
AUGGAAUUCAACCAAAAUGCCUACAGUGACUUCGACUACCUCAGUCAUUUCGACUACAUCAGUCACUUCAACUACCGAAGUGACUACGACUACCUCAGUGACGUCGACUACCUCAGUGACUUCGACUACCUCAGUCAUUUCGACUACCUCAGUCACUUCGACCACCUCAGUGACUUCGACUACCGAAGUGACUUCGACUACCUCAGUCAUUUCGACUACCUUAGUGACUUCGACUACCUUAGUAACUUUGACUACCUCAGUCAUUUCGACUACCUCAGUCACUUCGACUACCUAAGUGACUUCGACUACCUAAGUGACUUCGACUACCUUAGUCAUUUCGACUACCUCAGUGACUUUCUGGACCAUAAGACAGAUUCUUUAUUGUGA